Molecule: messenger RNA, 1017 nt
Organism: Nerophis lumbriciformis (worm pipefish)
Lineage: Eukaryota; Metazoa; Chordata; Actinopteri; Syngnathiformes; Syngnathidae
Source: RefSeq, a predicted model, not a curated record
AUGGAGAGGAACAUUGGAGACCAACUCAACAAAGCUUUUGAAGCUUAUCGACAAGCCUCAAUUGAAAAGGACAACGCCAAAAAGGAGCUGCAGCAAAUGACUCAAUAUUACCAGCAAUACACUCAAAAACUGCAGAGGCAAAUAGAAGACCAGCAGCAGCUGAUUGCACAACUUAAAGCGCAGCUGUCCACAACAAGGAAACCGUCAGGGGAGGUGAAAUGCGAGUCGUGCAACCGUCUCAUUGAUGGGGCCAACGCAUAUGGGAAAACACAACAUCCGGAGACAAUAGGCACCCUUGCUGUUUCUCCACUAAAGACUGUCAAUAACAGUGUUGACUAUCAGGACAUGUUGGAUGCACUGGAAGCGAUUCACGGCACCUUUCGGCAGAUUCGAUCUCUAUCUCGAAGGCAAAAAGAUCAUCUGAAGAGAUUCCGCGGGGGGAUUGAAACUGCAACUGAUCAGCAGUUCUCCAUGCCCAUUCAGUGCACAGACCGCGCAUCAGAAGCCGAAAUGCCCGUCUUCGCAACGUCGAGGUCGACGGUGGAUAUUCCGACGCCACUGGCAUCGCGCGGUGCUAGCCCCGAUGAUAGGGACUUUGUAGACUCUCUCACCAAGUUUAGUGUCAAAUUCCCGCCUCCUGCGGACAGUGAAUAUGACUUCCUGAACAGUGCCCCAGACAGGCACGAUGCUCAGCCUGUACCUGUGAGGCGGCCCCACGACGGUAUCCUUACAGCAGCCAACGUCAAGGAAGAGGAGGAGGAGCCCUCGGAGUUGCCUGUGCCUUUUAUCAUCCAUACAUUCCCCUCCCACUCGACAGCCUCCUCACUAUCCCAGGAGGAGGACGUUCGGGGGCCGCAGCAGUCUUUGUGGAGCCCAGAGUUGUGUGAGGCACCCGACGUGGAAGCAGAGUUGGCGACGUCUCAGAGCAGCAUCCCAGAUAAAUGUGCUUUCUGCCAUGCCGUGGUUCCUCAGGAUGAAAUGAAGAGCCAUCUUUACUCCCAUUUCCUCAAGCAGUAA